Molecule: messenger RNA, 1738 nt
Organism: Pundamilia nyererei
Lineage: Eukaryota; Metazoa; Chordata; Actinopteri; Cichliformes; Cichlidae
Gene: acp7
Product: acid phosphatase 7, tartrate resistant (putative)
Exons: 15
Coding region: 249-1568 (439 amino acids)
Molecular function (GO): metal ion binding; acid phosphatase activity
Source: RefSeq, a predicted model, not a curated record
CAUGACGUGGUCAGGAAGCGCUCUCCAGCCAAAACAGCUGGUUGAGUUUAGCUUAGCUGUAACUCUUUGAAGUUUUUAUUUUUCUGAAUAUAUGUAAUUUAUUCAGAACAGAAGUCGUUUGCGCUUUUGGAGACGAUCAUUCACUGCCUUUAGCUUAACUUUUCAUGGGCUGAAUGGAGGUUAACUGAUUUGGACAUACUCAACAGAGACCAAAACACAACGUUUGUUCCCUGAGGUCCAGCAUUAAAAUGUCGCCUGUUCACGCUGCCUGUGCUUUGCUAUUUGCUGCACCCCUGCUGGUGCUCAGUGUUCCUCCUAUUUGGACCCAGCCAGAACAGGUGCACCUCUCCUAUGGAGGAAUGCCAGGCACUAUGGUAGUGACCUGGACAACCUUCAAUGACACAGAGAGCAAGGUGGAGUAUAGCCUUCUGGGGGCUCGGCUCUUUGAGAUGAGCGCCAUAGGACACGCGACUCUGUUUGUUGACUCGGGAACGGAAAAGAGGAAGAUGUUCAUUCACAGGGUCACACUCAGAGGCCUCAAGCCGGCAGCUUCGUAUGUCUACCACUGUGGCAGUGAAGAAGGCUGGAGCGACGUGUUCUUCUUCACUGCUCUUAAUGACAGCACUACGUCCAGUCCCAGGUUUGCUUUGUAUGGUGACCUCGGCAAUGAGAACCCCCAGUCUCUGGCUCGACUGCAAAAGGAAACUCAGCUCGGAACGUACGAUGUCAUCUUACACAUAGGAGACUUUGCCUAUGACAUGCAUGAGGAUAAUGCCAGGAUUGGGGACGAGUUCAUGAGGCAGAUCGAGUCCAUAGCUGCCUACGUGCCCUACAUGACCUGUCCCGGCAACCAUGAAGCUACAUACAACUUCUCCAACUACAGGAAUCGCUUCAGCAUGCCAGGCCAGACCGAGAGCCUGUGGUACAGCUGGAACCUGGGCUCAGCGCACAUAAUCUCCAUUUCCACCGAGGUUUACUUCUAUCUUGACUUUGGCCAGGACCUCCUCUUCAAGCAGUACGACUGGCUGGAGAAAGACCUGGAGGAGGCCAACAAGCCCGAGAACAGAGCAGUGCGUCCUUGGAUCAUAACCAUGGGGCACCGGCCCAUGUACUGCUCUGAUGAUGACCAGGAUGACUGUACUAAGUUUGAGUCCUAUGUCCGUCUGGGAAGGAAUGACACAAAACCACCGGCUCCAGGUCUUGAGGAUCUAUUUUACCGUUAUGGAGUGGAUGUGGAGUUGUGGGCACAUGAGCACACGUAUGAGAGGCUGUGGCCUGUGUAUGGUGAUAAGGUAUUCAAUGGCAGCAGAGAACAGCCUUACGUGAACCCCAAAGCUCCAGUCCACAUUAUCACAGGCUCUGCUGGCUGCAGAGAGAAGACUGACAAGUUCAAUCCAAACCCCAAAGAGUGGAGUGCUUUCCGCAGCAGAGACUACGGCUACAGCCGUAUGCAGGUGGUCAAUGGAACCCACCUGUACUUGGAGCAGGUGUCUGAUGACCAGAAUGGGAAGGUGAUUGACAGCAUAUGGGUGGUGAAAGAAAAACACGGCUUCUCUGCCUGGGUAUGAAGACUGUCUUUCUUAAAGCAAAUGCACUUUGAGCCCAAAACAAGUACUUUUUGCCUCCAAACCAAUUAUGCAGUGAUCAUAAAACUUAUUCCUGCUCAUUUGAUUUCACUGAGCCUUGUGCAAUUUUAAAAACACCUACCGUACUUUUUGGACUAUAAGGCACACUUAAA